UGAAUGAAUUUUAUUUAUUUCGUUUCUUAACAAUGAUGAUAUUGAUUUAUCUUACAUUUGCUAUUUUAUAAGUAGCACAACGUUUUUCAACGAUUUAUUUAAUGAUACUUGUUAAAUUUUCUUAAUGAUUCGAAAUAAUAAAUGAAUGUAUUUUAAAGAAAUCUUUUUUAUACCAAUAUCUGUCCAUAUCAAAUUCUCAUAACAUAUAAAAUUUUCGGUAAUUAUUUACGAAAAAUCCAUCAGGUAAUUCUCAAAUAAUAUUGUGAAGAUUUUACUUAAUUCAUCAUAUUAAAAAGUUAUUAAACAAAAACGUUUCCUUCUUCGAAAUAAUUGUAGAUCAAAAUAGUUUAUUACUACGGACAAUUGAUGGCUACGAUUAAGAAAUUGCCAAUGCAAAUUAAAUCGGCUAUUUAGCUCGUCAGUUAUGAUUAGCUAAAUAAGUUUUUUAUUUAAUUUUGAUUUACGGUGAAAUCAAACUUAGAAUUAACGUAGAUUAAUUGAUAUCAAACAAAAAUUUAUUUAAUUUUAUGGUUUAUUAUUGGGUUUGGAUUAGGCUAGUAACUUUUUAAUGAACAAUGCCAUAUUAAAUUUUUAUAAACUAUUCAAUGUAAUAAUCUUGACGACAUAUUAAAAAAUUCAUGGAGAUCGAGAAAUACAUUUUUGUAAAUAUUUACCAAUUUUUUUUUAUUUUUAAUAUAAAUUAAUAAUAAAAAAUAAAAUAUUUAUUAUAUAUUAACACUGUGAUAUUAAUUCUUGGAUGAUAGAUGAUCUUAUUUCGGAUUCUUUGCAAUCCAUGCUACGUUGUAUUAGUAUCUUUAGCAAUAAUGAUUUUACUAGUAAAAUUGUAUGUUAACAAAAUUUUGAUUAAAAAUAAUUAUGUGCUUUUUUUAAUGAUCAAGAUUCUCAUCAAUUUUCAUAAAACCUAAAUUUAUUCAAACAUUUAAUUUAAAUAAUCUUUACAAACGAGGUUCGUUCAAUUCGAUCGCCCUUUUAUCUCGUUAUUAUGCCAUUCAACAAACUUAAUAAAUACACUUAAUUAAAUAUACUUCCUGUUUGCUCUUCCUUAACCACCAUUUAAUCGUUUGAGUGUUAUCGAUUUUCUAUUCCCUUGUGUUUUUUUAAAUAGAUUUUAUAAAUAUUUUAUACAUCCAUAUCGUAUAUAAAUUUAUAAAUGAGAAAAAUUUUUAAAUUUAAAAAUUAUCAAUUUGUACAUUUUUUAUUUCUUUAUUUUUUUUAUUAUUAUUAUUUUUUUUUUAUAUAUUGUAAGAUUUAUAAAUUCUUCUAAAAAUUUAAAUUAUUUUAUUUCUAAUCUUUUCAAUCUUUAAAUUUUCCAACUUUUUUUUUUCUUUUAUUUUUUACUUUAACAAAUUCUUCAUUCGAUCAUCUUUAAUUUUAAUACCGAUAUAAUUUAUAAAUUUGUUUGUUUAUAAACAACAACAAAUAAAUUUUUACUAUGUAAUAUAUAGAUAAUACGAAACAAUUUUGAAUAUUUGGUAUAGAUAAAAGAAAAUUAUGAUUUUAUAAGAACUCAUAAUUUUGUUCAUUUAUAUGUGAACAUCAUCUUAUAUAUUCAUUUUGAAAUAACAAUAACUUCACAAUAGUACAAUCAUAAGACUAAAUGAAAAAAUAUUACAUAAUAUACAUGAAAAAAAUACAUUAAAAUUGACAUAAAAAUAAAUUUAAUAAAUAAAGUAAAAAUUAAAACUUCAAAAACUUAAAUCUUCAAAAAUUAAUUCCACGUAAAUUACUAAUUUUUCUAUAAAUAAUAAUUAGAAUCAACAAAAUAUUCAUCCAUUCAACGUUCUCGUUCCUAACCUCAACCCUUAUUCACUUAACCUAACCUAAAAAUUCUAAUCGCAUAUCAAUAUCGCAUCUCCUCUCUCUUUCUUCCAUCUCCCGUUUCACAUAUUAAUAAUAAUACUUUCCUCAUUUCAAACCGAAAAAAAAACUCAACGUAACAGCGAUCAACUCCUCUCCUCUUCGCUCUGUUCCGCGGCAACCGAUCGCCGCGGCAGUACUGUGUUGGUUAGCCACCGGUGUAGGUGUAUAUACGCAUCGUAGGUGUACAACUUCGCGGUCUGCCACGGCGACGUACUGUUCUUGGCACAGUUUCUGACCAUCUCCUAUUGCGAGCGGAUCGCGCUGGACCUAAUAUCACUGCGCCUCGCGCCACCCAAAUUUCUGUGAGGCCCCUCUGAAAUCUCUCUUCCGGUUGUCUAACAUUUGGAAUCCGCGCACCCCAUAGCCUAGAGGCGACAUCUUCGAUCUUUCGAAGUCAACGAUUUUCCUUUGAAAAAUGCAACUCACGACGUGUUGCAAAUGUUAUUCAUUAAAAACGGGGACUUUGUUCACUGGAAUAUUGGGUAUAGUCUUAUCAAUUAUCUCAUUGAUCUUAAUCUUUACUUUAAAUGUCGAAUGGAAAACAAUAUUGAUCGACAUUGUAGAUCAGAGCAUCGUCAGGAUCAUUUUUGCGAUAAAUUUAUGCAUGACGAUUCUGAUUUCAACAUUGCUUAUAGUUGGCGCUCUUAAGAAAAAAACAUUUUUAAUGCUACCAUGGGUAGUUUUGGGUUUAAUCUUAGCAGUUGGAUUAUUGGUGAGCGUCCUGUAUACGUCCAUCAUGUUCUUCAUAUAUCAUGACGUAAUAAUUGGAAUUCUGUGGCUCAUCAUUGGCCUCCUAACCAUUGUAAUCUAUGUAUAUUUGUGGUUGGUAGUAUACAGUUAUUUCCAACAAUUAAGGUAUGACAAAAUGAACAGCCGAAUCGACCCAUAUGGAAGACCUUAUAAUUAUCGAAGACCUUAAAAACAAAUCGAUAAUUUCACAAAGGAGAAAAUGAUCGAGAUUUUUUCUUUUCGCAAAAUAAUUAGACUAUUUUUUCUUUUGAAUAAAAAAUCGAAAAAAAAAAACUAAAUUAUAUGAAAGAAUGGUCUAAUUACUUUGGGAGAAAUUAUAUACUUAAUGAUCAAUUAGCACAAUCGCACCAAAGCAUGAGACAACGCCUUUCGUCGAUAAAGAAUUUAUCGAAAACCGCAGAAUCAUAUUUGUAAAAUAAGAUUAAUAGUCAUGAGUAGAUUAGAAUAUAUUUAUGGCACCAAGUUGCUCCCUCGAAUGAUAUUCGAUAUUUUUUAUAUAUUUAUUUUUAAUAAUUUUUUUUGUAUAAAAAGUUGAAACUUUAUAUUACAUACAUAUAUUUUGUAAAUAUAUUUUGUAUUUUUAAAAUAAAAAUUAAAUUAUUAACGAAAUAUAUAAUACAUAAUCAAAAUGAAUCAUUCAUACAUUAAAAAAUAUCAAAAUUUUUACCAAUUCAUAUAGAUUAUAAAUAAAAUAAAACUUUAUUUAUAUUUUCACUGCUGGAAACAUAAAAUUUUAACCUCAUUUCAUGUUUACCAACCUUUAACGAUAAUUGUAAAGAAUGACAGCGAAAGACGAAGAGAGAUUGAGAAGUAUUAAAGAAAUUUAUUAUGAACUAUUGUAUCGUUGUGGAAUUAUUCGCUUCACUGAGUUCAAAGGAGACACUCGAUCAUAUAUCCGCGAUAAGAGCAUAUCACGAAUAAAUACCGUAUAUAAUACUGAACCGAAAAACGAGCAUCGUUCGAGGGUGUAAAAACACAAUUAUGAAACGCGUUUCAAAUGAAUCUACAAGAAAACAACGCGUUUUCUUUUCGAGAACGGACACUAUUGUCGGUUCGUUAUUACGAUAUCAAAAAGACGAGGCUGAUCCCUAGCGGGAUGAAAAUAGAUUCCAUUUUCAAGGAUAACGAAAAUAUUAAGCGUAUGUAAAAAUAUACGCGUUGCCACAUUGCAAGAACCAGUCUCCUACGCAAGGUUAACGACUGACUUUAUUUAUUUUUCCUGCUCCCCACUUUUAUUUCUCUUCUAUUCUUUCUACCGCGUAAUAUACCAUUUGUAAUUAUUGUUACGAACUAUGAGAAAUAAAUUAUUAUUUAUUUGUA
Apis cerana (Asiatic honeybee) is the source of this 3951-nucleotide messenger RNA. RefSeq lists its product as uncharacterized. The record is from RefSeq and is a predicted model, not a curated record. Lineage: Eukaryota; Metazoa; Arthropoda; Insecta; Hymenoptera; Apidae.